UAGAGACGCAAUAAUAGAACUUAUUACGCGUAACAUUCAUUAUACUGCGUUAGACUGGGCCAAACGAUUAGUCAAGUUUGACGGUUUGAAAAAAUUAAUGGAGGUUGCCAGUCAAUUGGAGGAAUACCAAUACGAAUCUUCGUUCGACAUCACGUAUUCCACGCGAACUAUUAUCAGUAUGUCCUUAGCAAAGAUAUGGAAAAACAUGGACCGUAAUGUCGAUAAGGGGAUAUUUUUCAACACCAUUGAUAAAUUUAUUAAGGAUAAAUUGUUUACAUCUGACACAGAAUCUAAACUGCGUGGAGUAGUUGCAAUAACAACCCUAAUAUUCGGUCCGUUAGAAGUUGCAGACAGAAUUAUCUUUACAAAUCCGUCGACGGGUUGUAUGAGGAUUCUCGAUAUGGCGAAAACGGAUGACGUAUUGCAACAGAAAGUGGUUUGCGAAUGCCUCGUUGCCGCUAUGACUAAUUUUGAUGAGGUCAACGCGCUCAUAAAUGAAGGUGUAAAGAUAUUGCGGAUAUUUCUGUAUCAAUCUAAGGAUGAUGUAAUACGGAUUCAAGCGUUGGUGGGUUUCUGCGAGUGGAGCAAGUUUAAAACCCGCGGUUACAUUAGCAAACCGUUCUGGGGUGAAGCGACGGACAAAUUAGUCAAGGUUUGCAGAAGAUUAUUAAUAAAUCCCAAGAAAGAAAAAAAUAUAAUAAAAUGGGCCGUUAAAGGCCUAUCGUACCUCACUCUCGACGGCAACGUCAAAGACGAGUUGAUCAAGGACCAACAAAUCAUUCAAACAGUUUUCGAGCUUGCCAAGAUUAGCGAUCAAUCAGUCCUCUAUAGUGUGGCCACGACGCUAGUAAACGUGUGCAAUGCUUAUGAGAGGCUUAUGAUAGAAUCUACAUUUCAACCAACAUUUAUACCUGAGAUAGAAGAAUCGAUGAAAUUUCUCAAAUUUUAUUUUCUUGAAGAAUAUCUGUCUAAAAAUGACGAAGACUUUGUGCAGAAAAGACGGUGCCUGUUAGUGAAGAACGGUGUGACCGGCGCUCUGGUCAACCUCGCCAAAACGGGCAACCAAAACUGCAAGGAACUGACAGCUCGCGUAUUCUCCGCUAUAUGCGGUAAAGAGGAAUUGACAAAAACAGUUGUUCAACAAGGCGGUACGAAGGCAUUGUUGUCGUUAGCGCUAGAUGGCACAGACAAAGGAAAAAAGAUAGCUUCGCAAGUCUUAGUCUAUCUGGCACACACGUUACCUCCUGAGGAUGCAUUUCCCGGUGAUUUAAUGAUGGAUGUUGUACAGCCGAUCACAAAUCUCUUGAACCCGGAGUGUUCCGUUAAUGAGAGAUGCGAGGCUCUAACAGCUUUGUGCAAUCUAGCUAGUGUCAAGGAUAGUAUGCGAUUACAUAUAUUUAACGACUCAGGAUUUGAGAAUUUCAACAACUAUAUGAACGAUAAUCACGACAUGGUGGACUGCGCGUACGCAAAACUAAUAAACAAUUUGGUAUUAUGCCGUAAAGUUGCUAUUCAAUAUGUUAAGCAGAGAUAUUAUCAACUUGGGUAUCUUAUUGGUUGGUCUGUGGUGAGCAACGUAGAUGAACGUACAAAGAAAGCAGCAGUUGAAGCGGUAACAACGCUAACGGCAGCCAGCGAAGAAGCUUGUGAAAAAUUACUUCGCUGGGAUAUUUGGCCGAAAUUCCUAUACCUUUUACUCAAUAAUCCAGACAAUUACUUUCAACGUAAGGGUAUUGAAAUUGCGUUAAAUAUGGUGAAUAGUACAAAAGACGUCGCUGCAAAACUCAUCAAAACAGAUACAAUAAUGAAACAAGUGAGAGAAUUGAGCAAGAACGAUACCAUACAAAACGAAGAGAUCAAGGAAUUAGCAUCCCUUGUUCUAGAGGCUGCUGCGAAAUGGAACCAGGAAAUCGAGGAAAAUGUCGAAGGGAACGAAUCGUCAGAUAGCAUUGCAUGAUAAUA
Molecule: messenger RNA, 1962 nt
Organism: Temnothorax curvispinosus
Lineage: Eukaryota; Metazoa; Arthropoda; Insecta; Hymenoptera; Formicidae
Product: protein unc-45 homolog B-like
Exons: 2
Coding region: 98-1957 (619 amino acids)
Molecular function (GO): Hsp90 protein binding
Source: RefSeq, a predicted model, not a curated record